CUGCUCGUCACUUCAUGCACUGACUCCAUCUACACAUUGUCCUUUGAUCCAGUACCGUCGACAGGAUCUCCAACCCUUAAUCUUCUGGCUCGAACAAUCGUUGGCCACCAUCUGUCAUGGAUCGUAUCUCAUCCGUUCGAUAAAUCCCUCAUAUGUACAGGGCUCAAACAGGCAGAUGGAGAGGUUGCCAUGAUCAAGUAUGGCAGAGGUGGAACCGUCAAAGAAGGAGAAGUGGUGGCCAGGGCCAAGAGUGGUGGUGCAGACCCUUGCACCCUUCUUGUCGCAGAGGACGAGCAUAUUAUUGGAAAUGUAAGUCCCCAAAAUGGCACAAUCGCGACCCUUCUGAUAUCAACAUCCGCCCCUUACAUACUCUCACCACACCCAUGGACGCUUUCGAUGUCGUUCGAGUAUGUAAGUUGGAACAAAACUCGUCAGUCUUCAUCCCACCCCCAUCUCAAUCCACUGAACCAAACGGAGAAAGAGCUCCUUGUCCCGGAUUUAGGUACAGACAAGGUCUGGAGACUCACCAAACGAAAUGAUGGCAAGUGGUCCAUUCACGGUCACAUUGACUUUGAAGCAGGGGGUGGCCCACGACAUGUUGUAGCUCGAGGAAAUACCCUUUACAUGCUACUGGAGCUCACCUUAAAGCUUGCUGUGCAUACUUUCCCACCGCUUCCGGCGACCCCUACUUGUCUUACUUCUCUGUUCACACUUUCUGCAUUACCAAUACCGGAUACCAUGUUGGCAGCGGAAAUCCUGCUACCCAAACCCAACACAUCCUUCCCUGAAACAUUCAUCUACACACCGAACAGAAAUGACCCUCAUUCCGAGGGUUACACGAUUGCAAUAUUCUCUCUUGCUACCGGAGAGGGUCAGCCAGAGCUUGUGAACGAAGUGUGUACAGGGCUAAUUCAUGUCCGGGGAAUGGUGUUUGGAGGUGACAAAGAUAAGUAUCUGGUUGUAGGUGGUGCGGAAGGUAGCGGAGUGAAGAUAUUUGAGAGGAUUGAUGGUGGCAAGGGACUCCAAGAAAUUGCAAAGCUCGGUGAAGACGUUGUGGCCCGUGGGCCAUCCCACUGGCUUCUUGUGGCACUGAGAAGUCAAGAUGUGAACCGGUGGACAUACAUCUGCUCGCCAGCUGGAGUGUAG
Molecule: messenger RNA, 1146 nt
Organism: Suillus fuscotomentosus
Lineage: Eukaryota; Fungi; Basidiomycota; Agaricomycetes; Boletales; Suillaceae
Product: Lactonase, 7-bladed beta-propeller-domain-containing protein
Exons: 3
Molecular function (GO): 6-phosphogluconolactonase activity; protein binding
Source: RefSeq, a predicted model, not a curated record